CUGAAAAUCUUUCCAAGGAGUUCACUUAGAUCCGAGCAAUCCAGAUACAUCCGGCGCUCUACUCACCAUAUUCGAAUUUUCUUCCUAGCAGAGUUCUAGCUGGUCAGAUUCCGAGAAAAAUCAACACUAAAAAGAUGUCAGUCAUUCGAAAAGAAGUGAUCGCGAUGACCCUUCUGGCCCUCCUGUCCUGCUCUUGGAUCGCGAGUGCCCGCUACUUGCCAACCAGAGGGGACUCCACCAGAAGAGAGCAAAUCAAAGAACUCCUCAGAGCUCUCUUGGACCUGACACCUGAGGAAAGAGAUGCUGGGCGAUCCAACUACCCCUAUGAAUUCCAAGGGAGUUCAGUGGCCAAGAGGUCAGUGCACGAGUCCGAAAGACCACUUCCAUUUCAGAGGGACGCCGAGUAACCGGUCAAGAAAUGGCAGUCGGAUCAUGGACAAAAUAAAUAAAAAAGAAGCUAUUAUGAGUUUCGUUUUUACUCUUUCUGUUUUUCCAGACGUCUCUCUGUGUAACUCAGAUUUGUAUUUUAAUCAUGGUCAAUUGUUCUAAAUUCUCUUGUAACUUGUAGUGAAACACUACCUUAUCACUUCGCGAAUAAAGUAUCAGUGUAUAAAUCUGUCUUUUGUAAAUGGGGCUAAUAAACUUUCUCUAUUCCUCAUA
Messenger RNA from Argiope bruennichi, 660 nucleotides. RefSeq lists its product as uncharacterized. Bases 135 to 407 code for a protein of 90 amino acids. The record is from RefSeq and is a predicted model, not a curated record. NCBI's taxonomy places the organism in Eukaryota, Metazoa, Arthropoda, Arachnida, Araneae, Araneidae. The transcript is spliced from 3 exons.